Molecule: messenger RNA, 3602 nt
Organism: Syngnathoides biaculeatus (alligator pipefish)
Lineage: Eukaryota; Metazoa; Chordata; Actinopteri; Syngnathiformes; Syngnathidae
Gene: syn1
Product: synapsin I
Exons: 14
Coding region: 480-2216 (578 amino acids)
Biological process (GO): neurotransmitter secretion
Cellular component (GO): synaptic vesicle; synaptic vesicle membrane
Molecular function (GO): ATP binding
Source: RefSeq, a predicted model, not a curated record
CCCACGCACAGGAAGCCGUGGCGUUGUUCCAGAAAAGGAUCCGGUUUGUGUUUGCAAUACUCAGCGGAAACCAGCCAGGCAAUAACGGAAGUGCGUCGCCUGAAUCUGCAGGCGCUUGACGCAGAUCUCGUUUUUCAGGCUCCCUCAGCCCCUCCCGAGGCCGCCGCGCGCGUGAAAGCUGCGACCGGACGCCAAGGACGCGGGGGGCCACGGCGGUGACGCAGCAAUUAGCACUUUUGAUUGAUGCACGAGCUUUUAUAACACGGCACGCGUGUCCAUUGUCGCGCAUGUAAGCUCGGGCGUCUCCUUCUUCACCCUGAUAGACAUCAAUCAGCAUCGUUUUCGGGCGGAUCUCUCGGGUCCCCUCCCAGGAAAUUUGUCAUCCAAUCGGACCCGAUCGACAACUUGUGCGACGCUCAGUGGGCGAACACGUCUUUUUUUUUUUUCUCGUCGUCUUUUGUACCAGAGUCUCCAUCAUCAUGAACUACCUUCGUCGCCGACUCUCCGACAGCAAUUUCAUGUCCAACCUGCCCAACGGCUACAUGGGGGACCAGCAGCGCGCCGAGCCCCCGCCCCAGCAGCAGCAGCAGCAGCCGAGUCCCGCAGUGUCCCCGGGGCCGCCGGAGAGGCGCCAGCCCGGAAGCCAGCAGCAGUCCGCGGCCGGGGGCUCGGGCUUCUUCUCGUCCAUCUCCAACGCCGUCAAGCAGACCACGGCGGCCGCCGCCGCCACCCUGUCCGAGGCGGCAGACCGGGCGGGCGUCUCAAGCAGUGCUAAGAUCCUCCUGGUGCUCGACGACCAGCACACAGACUGGGCGAGAGUUUUCAGAGGGAGAAAGGUCCACGGUGGUGAAUAUGAUAUCAAGGUCGAGCAGGCCGAAUUUUCGGAAAUCAACCUGGUUGCCGACUCGUCAGGCACCUACACAGUCAGCGUCGACGCAAUUCGUAACGGCCAUAAGGUGACGAAAUCCUUCAAACCAGACUUUGUACUGAUCAGACAGCACGCCUUCAGCAUGGACAAGAAUGGAGACCACCGGAACUUAGUGAUCGGCCUGCAGUAUGCGGGACUGCCAAGCGUGAACUCUUUACACUCCGUCUACAAUUUCUGUGACAAACCAUGGGUGUUUGCACAGAUGUCAAGGCUACACAAACUGCUGGGCCCAGAGGAGUUCCCACUGAUUGAACAAGUUUAUUAUCCAAACCACAAGGAAAUGAUCACGUCCUCUCGGUUCCCUGUCGUGAUAAAGAUGGGCCACGCCCACUCAGGAAUGGGGAAGGUGAAAGUGGACAAUCAGUAUGACUUUCAAGAUAUUGCCAGUAUCGUUGCCCUGACCAAAACCUACGCCACAUCUGAGCCAUUUAUCGAUGCCAAGUACGACGUCCGCAUCCAGAAGAUUGGCGACAAUUACAAGGCCUACAUGCGAACCUCCAUUUCCGGCAAUUGGAAAACCAACACCGGCUCAUCGAUGCUGGAGCAAGUGGCCAUGUCAGACAAGUACAGGAUGUGGGUGGACACGUGCGCCAACAUCUUUGGAGGUUUGGAUAUCUGUGCUGUGGAGGCUCUUCACGGUAAAGACGGAAUGGACUACAUUAUCGAGGUAGACGACUGCUCCAUGCCACUGAUCGGGGACCAGCAGGACGAGGACCGGGUUCAGAUCGCAGAACUGGUGGUUUUGAAAAUGAACCAGACGAUUCCGCCUGCUUCGAGCUCCUCGACGGGCCGCAUCGCGGCAACGCAGAAAGCCGUGUCUCCUCAGCCUGUCUCCCAACCCAGAGUUCCUCAGUCUCAACAGCGACCCUCACCUCAGGGCGCCCCCCAGCAAGGUGCUGCAGCGCAGGCCCCGCAGCCUGCAGCGAGCCCCGCUUCGGCCGAUCCCUGUCCCCAGGCCAAGGUCAGCCAAGUGCCUGCGGGUCAGGGCUCUCCUCAGCGAAGCCAGGGAGGCUCCCCUCAAGCUCAGAGGCAACAGUCUAUCACCCAGCAGCAACAAAGACCUCCCACUGGGGCCACCGGUCAGAAACCUCAGCAACAGAGACCCGCACAGCCCCCCAGACAGCAGUCGCAAGGGGGGCAGCAGAAAAGCGCCGGCCAGCAGGGCCGCGCCGGGGCGCCCGCCACCCAGCAGCCGCGGCCGGCAGCCCAAGGCCAGGGAGGUCCGGGGGGACGCCCCCCGGUGCAGCAAAAGCCGCAGCCCCCACAGAAAGCCACCCGGGACAACUGAAGUUUUAGUCAGCUGCCGGGCCACUUGAAGCAACAACUUGGCUUCGGCUCGGAAAAACAACAACGCACAAAAAAAAAUGUCGGCAGAGGCAUUUAGCAAAAUAUUCAUAUAUGCUACGGAUUUAAACCCAUCUGCUCAAUUUCAAAGAAAUGUAAUAUAGGAAUAUGUGGUUAAGAAAUGAAUAUUAUGCACUUAAGACUCAGUAAUGGUUGCCUCUGUGUGAGCAGAGGAUUCCCCGACCCCCACCACAAAAAAAAAAAAACAAAAAAACAAGCCAAGGACUGUUUCAUAUCAUAUGGUUCAUCUGUAAAAUAAAAACACUUUCCUAAUGUGGGCUUGUCUGGCGUAAGGUCCAAUUUUGAAGUAGUUUAAGCAUGUGUGGUGAAAAUGUUGUGAUUCCUUGCCGUCUUCAGUCAGAAGUCCAAAUGUUCAUCUUGGCUGUAAGGGAACAAGAAACUCGUUCAUUUUCCAGGUAUGAAAAUGUCUUCCAGGGGGGAAUGAUUCCCGCUUGAAUAUGUAUGUAUUAUGGCAAUACUGUAUCGCGCUUUUUAGACAUAAAUGAGUCCUGGUCCCCUAGUAGAUUCCUCACGCUGUCCUCGUGUGUCGUCGUCUGGCAGAAGUGACCCCUCGUGCUCGUGCGCCGUCUGGUGCACCAACCUGAGAAUGUCCUGUAACUGCUCACAUGAAAUACAUAAUUGUGUUGUGCGGGGGUUGUCGCCUUUAUGCUUCUGCUGCUAUCCGUGCUUGUGGCGACCUCACUUUUGAAAGGAAUUCUUGAAUGAAUACUGUGCAGUUGCAGUGUCUGAAUGAGUCCAAAUUUUUAUAAAUUAUUAUUUCAAGAGGCAAUAUGGUGCUUGUGAGUUUAUGCGUUGGCUUGUGAUUCAACUAGUCGGAACUUUGCUGUGAGCCUCCCGUGUGCAUGCCAGAAUAUCGUUAGAAUUAUUUUUUUUUUAGGACAAUACGUGAGGUGUUUUUAGUAUGACAGGUAAAUGUAACUGUCAUGUAUUGUUUUAUAAAAUGCCCAAAUCUGUUGACACAGCAAUGAUUUUAUUUUUUUGGAUCAGAUUUCAUUGACUGUGGUUAUAUUUGUCUGUGAAUGUAACUAAUUUGAUUUAUUUCUCCUUUUUAUUUUUAUUUUAAAUCAUUGUGGAUAGAUAAAAUCCUUGGUCAUUUGAGUGGAAAGUGGAAAUGAUUGUCGCUCGAUGCCUGCCACAAAAUAAUAAUAAUAAUGUAAAUGGGGAAAAAAAUCUAAUGCCAACGUGCUGGCUCAUAAAAAAUGAAGAGAUUAUGUAAAUCAUGGUGGAUUAUAAAAGUAUAUGUAAAUUGAUGUUAUAUGCAAUGUUUGUAUUAUAUGAUGUGCAAAUGAAUGUGAUUGAAAUAUGCACA